Molecule: messenger RNA, 523 nt
Organism: Anopheles maculipalpis
Lineage: Eukaryota; Metazoa; Arthropoda; Insecta; Diptera; Culicidae
Gene: Alg13
Product: UDP-N-acetylglucosamine transferase subunit ALG13 homolog
Exons: 1
Coding region: 8-523 (171 amino acids)
Biological process (GO): dolichol-linked oligosaccharide biosynthetic process
Molecular function (GO): hexosyltransferase activity
Source: RefSeq, a predicted model, not a curated record
UACGAAAAUGAUGAAAAAACUGUACAGGAGCGUGUUUGUGACAGUGGGCACAACUGAAUUCGAGGAUUUAGUACAAAUCGUAACUUCGGCUGCCGUUUUGGAGCAAUUAUCGGUCUUGGGCUGCGAAUCGCUCACAGUACAGUUUGGAAAAGGGAAAGAUCCCAACGUGGAACGAGCGAACGGUCUAACGAACAUCCGACUCACUGCUUACGGACUCAAAAGCAGCAUUGGGGACGAUAUAAGCAGAGCCGAUCUGGUGAUCAGUCAUGCCGGUGCCGGAAGCUGCAUAGAAGUGUUGGAAGCCGGCAAACCUUUGAUUGUCGUCGUAAACGAAACACUGAUGAACAACCAUCAAACUGAGCUGGCUGAACGGCUUAGCAGGGACAAGAAUCUCUUCUACUGUACACCGCGCACCUUGCUCAAGACAUUGGCGGAAUGCGAGUUGAAUCAAUUGGAAAAAUUAGCACCCGCUGCUCUCGAUAGCUUCGUAAAUCAUUUGGAUGCUUUUAUGGGCUUCAGAUAG